AUGAUACGUGGCUUCCUCGACAAUUCCCUCCAUCACCGUUCUUUGGAACUCUACACGCAAAUGCGACAACUUCCCCACCUCCAACCAGACAAUUUCACCUUCCCGUUUGUUCUGAAGGCCUGUGCUUAUCUACGAGAUUAUCGGUUCGGUAUUCGAGUUCAUGCUGAUGUGGUGCAAUUUGGUGUGGCCGUCAUGACAUUGCACGCCGGUUGUUUUGAUGAUUUGCUCGACAAGAAUGUUGUCUCUUGGAGUUCAAUUAUUGGCGCAUACGCCCAGAAUGGGUGCUACCGCCAAGGGCAAUUCUUGUUUUCGCAGAUGUUAGCCAAUGGAAUUGUGCCAAACAGAGCUUCCAUCUUGAACGCUAUGGCUUGUGUGCACACAGAAAAGGAAGCUGACCAUGUUAGGAGGUUCGUGAUGGACAAUGAGCUUGACUUGGAUAGAUUAAUACAGAAUGCUACCAUGAGAAUGUAUGCGAGAUGCGGGAGGAUGGAUGUUGCUCGGGCAUUAUUUGAUGGGAUAAUUGAUAAGGAUUUGGUAUGCUGGACAUCAAUGAUUGAAUCUUAUGCUGGGGCUAGUAUGCCGUUGGAGGCCUUGGGGCUCUUUAGACAGAUGAUCUUGUUAAAAAUCAAUCCUGAUUCAGUGACCCUUCUGGCUGUAGUUUGUGCUUGUUCACAGUUGGCAUGUUUCCAGCAAGCACGUUUCAUUCACGGUUUUGUAAUUCGGAACUGUUUCCAAAAUCAAGUAUCUCUUGAAACUUCUGUAGUCGAUCUCUACGUGAAAUGUGGAAAUCUGGCAUACGCCAGAAGAGUUUUUGACCAAAUGCAGGAGAAAAAUGAGAUCUCAUGCAGCACCAUGAUUUCAGGUUAUGGGAUACACGGCCACGCUAGAGAAGCUUUGGACUUAUUUGAUCAGAUGAAGGCGUUGCGACAACCAGACCUUAUUACGUUUGUGUCUGUUUUGUCAGCAUGCAGUCAUGGUGGAUUGAUACAGGAAGGAUGGGAGUGCUUCAAUUCCAUGAGUAGAGAUUUUGGAAUAAGACCAGUUUCUGAACAUUAUGCAUGCGUGGUUGAUCUCUUGGGUCGUGCUGGGCGACUUUGUGAAGCCCAUGACUUUAUUCAGAAGAUGCCAAUAAAGCCAGGUGCAGCUGUAUGGGGAGCACUGUUGGGUGCCUCUAGAAUUCAUUCAAAUGUAGAAAUGGCUGAGCUUGCUGCAAAAUAUCUUUUAGAGUUGGACUCCAAUAACGCCGGUCGAUAUGUUCUUUUAUCCAAUAUUUACGCUUCUUGUGGUAAAAGAAUAGAAGCGGAUAUGGUUAGAGCUCAAAUGAAACAGAGAAGGGUGAGGAAAAUUGCCGGGCAAACUACUAUACAUCGAGGCUAAGAUCAAGGCAACAGAUUUCGCAGUGUGGAUAUGGUAAACCCAAUUGAAAAAGAAAAGGGUAUUACACUUGAAGAAUUUAGGAUCACAAAGAUGCACAUAGCUAACGAGCACCAAUUUCUUGGGGCAUGGUCGGAACCAUCAAUCGAGUUGAAGCAUUGGAGAGAUGAAGGAUGAGUUAACUUCAGUCAAGACAACAAUACUUGAGCUUUGAGGCCAUCUGGGAGAGCUUUGAAAGGCCAUCACUUCAGGAUAUAGAGGGAAGUUGUUGGCCGAAUCUCAAUAAAUUCCAUUGACGAGCUCAAAAGACAUGACUCAUCUUGUGCAGGUGACACAAAAUGUAACUGAGAAGAUGGGUAGAUACAGACACUUGGAGCUACCCAUAUUCCUUGGUGACGACCAAUAGGGUGGUUAUUUAUAUAUUUCUUGCCAUUUUAGUAAACAUAUCUAUCUUUCUUUAGUUUCCAACUUUGUCAUCACAUUCCUUUUUCUUGAACUUAUGUUUCCUAAUCGGUUCCAAAAUUCUACAUUUAAAUUGAUUUUCUGUCAAAAAAUUUGAAUAUCUCUGUGCCUUGUCUAGCUUUUUGGGUUGCUCUACUUGGAUAUUUUCAUUCAGGCCCAAGGAUAGUAUAAUUUCCUAGCUGCAUGUGUGCUUUCAGAAAGAGCAUGGCUGAGUAUGAUCCACUUCUGGUGGCUCCAACCUGCUUGUGACCUGGCAUCAAAAGGAGAAGAAAGCACAGUGCAGGCUACGUUGCUUGUAUUUUGCAUUAAAAAUUAUGCGAGCACUUGCUUUAUAGAUCUUCUCUCUCUAUGUAUUCAUAGUCAACAUUGUAUACUUGUUUGUAUAUUAUUCUGUGGUUACUGUAGUUUUGAUGUUUUCAACAAGAGAUCAGUAGGAGCGACAGGGAAGACACAUGAAAAUUGAGGCUUUCAUCUUUGGUGUAAAACCUCAUGAAUUUUGAUUUGUUUAAAACAUGUGUAUUGCCAGGCAUUAGAACCUUUUUUGGCAUACUUUUGAUUAAAAGUAGUCAUUGAGCAUUAAGUUAUUUUUGUACACUUUUCAUGGAUAUUCUGAAUAGUUUGUGUCUUUAGAACUUGGAACCGAGACCU
Messenger RNA from Prosopis cineraria, 2484 nucleotides. Its product is annotated as pentatricopeptide repeat-containing protein At3g12770-like. Bases 1 to 1377 code for a protein of 458 amino acids. Gene Ontology annotation, molecular function: protein binding; RNA binding. The record is from RefSeq and is a predicted model, not a curated record. NCBI's taxonomy places the organism in Eukaryota, Viridiplantae, Streptophyta, Magnoliopsida, Fabales, Fabaceae. The transcript has 4 exons. Gene Ontology annotation, biological process: RNA modification.